CCAUGAUGCCUGCCACCGUGAAUGUCAACCGGCUUGCGACUCACAUGCCUAAUCUGAAAUCGAGUUCGGUUUAUUCUCUAACCGUUUUUGAUGUUACUCGAUGUAACCAAAAUUAUCGGCUAUCGGACUCUGCCCUGCUAAUCCGUUUUAGCGACUCAAACUCUUUCAAUGAGGUCAAACCGGCCGUUCUGAUACCUCUUGAAUUUUUCUGGCUCCGCCAUAAUCACAGUGAUAUGCUUUGUGUUGCCAACACAAACACUCAGUUUCUAGGUAAUGUUUCUCUUAUAUGUUCUUCUGACUAUCGGAUUAGAUAUAUAAUUAUCUUCUAUCCACAGACCUUAUUGGUGAGAUAACUGUUGUGAUGAGUACUGUCACUGACCCUUCUCAGGAUAAGAACUGUGUUAUGGCAACCAUUAAGAUGGACAAGUAAGUUAUUUGAACUAUAUUUUUUGGUCGAUUGUUUAAAUAUAAUAACUACAGUUUUCUCACCAAUAUUCUAUCCAAUAUUCUAUCUUCGCAUGUUAUCAGUGACAUGUAUGUGACCAUGAGUCUCUUCGACUCUCAGGCUGUUAAGAUCCACAAUCAACAAGAAACAAUGCGAGGUAAUCCAAGGGUUGUGGUUGCAACCAGUGUCAACCCCAAGAUGGUGGGAGGUAAGCAACCAAACUGAAACUACAUGGCCAUCCGUUAAAUGAUUGUUAGAGCAUUUACUCCCUAUUCGUCCUGCAGGUCGUCUGUUUUUGAAUGCCACCUCCGGCACACACAUAUACUUUCACAAGGAAACAACUGCAGGGGAGAGUUUUUUCUACAUGUAACUUCUUGAGAAUCAUUGGCUUUAUACAUUCACUAAUUCUGUGAGAUUCCAAAUGUAUAUCGAUAAGUCUAACAACUUUAUAUUCAAUUAUGCAGGUUGGUCGCAUAAGACACUGGGCUUACACCAGCAUCUCCACUGCUAAGGGGAUAUGCUAAGGUGGAAUCCCUGAGCAUAGCCGAGCUCAAUAAUUUUUUCACAACUGCUCCCUCGCAGGUAUGUCAACCAUGUUUGUAAUGCUUAAAUGCUGAAUGUGUACGUUUCUGUGUGUCAUUAUGGUUUUUGAACAAUGUAGGAAAUUGAUUUUGUCUGUACCGGAAGAGUGACUGGAAUAAAGAUGGAGAAGGAAUGGUGCUAUGUUUCCUGCUCUAACUGUGACAAGAAACUUUAGCGCACUGUCUCAUCUUUCACAUGUCUGCCUUGCAACAAUACUAAUGCAGUUAGUGUUCUCCGGUCUGUACUAAUUAUCAGCAGCUUAUUCAGUAACAUUGAACUUCUGACCUAACACAAAAUCACCUUUGGGAUUUGAUACAUGUUCUCUGUCUACUAGAUACCGUGCGGAGAUGUCCGUUGCAGAUGAAACUGGUGAAGCUUUGUUUGUCUGUUUCGAUGGGGUAUUGACGAAACUGCACAACACGAGAGCCUUAUACAAUUUAAACAAAUGAUACAUGCUAAUACGACUCCAAUCUCAUUAUAAUUCAGGUUUUCUUAUUCAACUCCUUGUCGUUAUAUUUAAAACUGUUUUGACUAACAAAUCGUUAGUCAACCGUUAAAUUGAGAUGAGUAAUCUUUUCUACAUAAAAAUAUCCGCUUUCCACUAAUGCUCACUAUACCGCACUAGCUCAGUUGAUAAAUAACUAAAUUUACUUUGUUACAAUACUUUUUUGCAUUAUAUAAAAUCUUUAACCCUUCUUCUUCCCCAUUAUCUUUGACGUACACGAACAUGAGGUUGUCACCGCACUCAUCAAGUUUUUCCGACCAAGGUGAUUUCGGUGAGACAGUGAGUUUUGGAAGGACUGAAGCACUUUCCGCUUCAGUCAUUUAUUUGCCGCCACUACCUACGGUGAGGAGAUUGACUGGAACCGCAUUGUGAUCCAGAGGAUUAAUCGAUAUAUUAGGAGGUAAGGGAGAUGGUGAGGAUUGAGGAGGAGUUACAUGUGAUGCUGAACAAGAAAGGAGGCAAUGAGCGAUUCUCAGAAAAUGUACGGGAGAUGCUGGAUGAGGAGAUAGGAGAGAGAAGGCGAUGUUGGGAGGAGAGAUGAGAGUGAGGGCUAUGCUGAGAGGAGAGAGGAGAGAGAGGGUAAUUUUAGGAGGAGAGAGGAGAUAGAGGGCGAUGUUGAGAGGAUAAAAAGUGGACGAUGCUGUAUCGAUCACUCUUGGCUCUAUCUCUUUUCUUCUGUUAUCCUUUGAUGGUUUCAUAUAUUCUUACUCAGUUUCCCAAAGCUGUUUCGAUUUGUUUAACGAAAAAUAUGCAUAAAUACAAAAUUUCAAGCUUGAAGCUUCCAUUACAAGCUUAAAAUAGUCAAUUAUCUUAAUCAACAGAUGUGUCUAUCUGUCUCCAUCAAGCUUAUUGAAACCAUUUUGAUCCCAAAUCUUAUUGUUGGCAAAAAUAAAUUUCAAUUCUUUUGCUAAUUUUUCACAAAUUUUGUUGGCCUCCAAUGAAAAUUUAGAAUAUUAUAGUAAGAAUUAGGUUUCAAAUGAGAGAAAAAGAACGAAAACAAUUUAGUAGCCUUGUUGAGCAAAAUAACUUUCUUCUUUCAAGGAUCAUAAGAUAAACCUAUUUUUUAACUAUUGACAUUUCUUUUGUUACACCGGGUCUGCAAUUUCCGCCGUUAGAUUAUGGUCUCCAACUUUAGCUGUUAAAUUAUAAUUUUAAUUCCUGAAACAUCCUCAUUGUCCAAUGAAUUUAUACUAUUUGCCAUAGCACCUUAAACCUUUACAGUUUACAAAGUACGCAAUAAAUUUGAUAGUUAUAUUACCUUAAAUUUUGAUUCGCGUAAAAAGCUAUAGAGUCUAAAUGGUUUAGAUGUUUGGAAAUCAUAUAUGCUAUUUCUUUUCUACAAAAUUUUUUAAUUUUUAUUUGUAAACAUAUGUGUGAAGUACUAUGUUUUAAUUUUAACUAAACAAAACUAAACUAAACUAAACAUAGCGCAUUGUGUUUUUAUAGCUAACAUAUAACAAAUUAAAUCAAACUCUUUACCAACAUGUUAGCCAAAAUGUUAAAAUCUAACUAUUUUGAAUCAUAAGUGGAGAUAAUCCUAAUCAUUUUUUUGUAUAUAUUAAUGAGUCUCGGAAAUCAUAUAAUAUAUACCUCGUCAUUAAGUUAGUAUAACAUUUAUUCAAUGCUCAUACACUAAUUUUAUUAACACAAACAAGAUAUUUAUUAUAUAAAAAGAUAGAUAGUGAAUACAAUUAUUUUUAUCUCCUUUGUAAAAAAUGGAAGUAUUAUGAAAAUUAUUCAGACUUAAACUGGUUUAAAAAUUAGAUGAAAAUAUAUAAAUAAAUAUGAUGGUUUUAGAUUUACAUUAUUUACAAAAAAUAAAAUAAAAUCAUAUUCAGACAUUUUUUAAGAUAUAAUGAAUUGAAAAAAAAAAUCAACAACCAACCUACAUCGAUUUAGAUUUUUGGCAUAAAAUCUGUUAUUAUCCAAAUUUAAAUUAAAAAUCAGGAUAAAUGAUUUUGUAUUGGUUAAAAAUUCACAAAAUUAGUUAAAAGAUAAACAAAUUUAUACUUAAAAAAUAUGGCAGUUACAAUUUUGUUUUUUUCGGAAUAUCUAUAAUUAUCCAUAUUAUCUUUAGGUAACGAUUUUAUAUCCCUAUAAAAGAUUUGUUUCCUUUCACAUUUCUUCAUUCAAAAACCAUUCUUCUAAGUAAAUAUGGUUUCUCUAAGAUUUCUUUUAUGUUUUCUUUUCGUAAGUAGUGCUUAUGCCACAAUCGUUUCUCAUGAUGGUCGAGCCAUUACCAUUGAUGGUCACCGCAGAGUUCUCCUUUCCGGUUCGAUCCAUUAUCCUAGAAGCACUCCUGAGAUGUGGCCAGAUCUUAUCAAAAAAGGUAAAGAAGGAGGUCUUGAUGCGAUCGAAACAUAUGUCUUCUGGAAUGCGCAUGAGCCUACUCGCCGUCAAUAUGAUUUUUCUGGAAAAUUAGAUCUUAUUCGAUUCCUGAAAACCAUUCAAGAUGAAGGAUUGUAUGGUGUUCUUCGAAUAGGACCAUAUGCAUGUGCCGAGUGGAAUUACGGAGGAUUCCCAGUGUGGCUGCACAACAUGCCUGGAAUGGUGUUCAGAACUACAAAUAAAUCAUUUAUGGAUGAGAUGCAAAACUUCACAACUAUGAUAGUAGACAUGGUCAAGAAAGAAAAAUUAUUUGCAUCACAAGGAGGCCCAAUUAUUCUUGCUCAGAUAGAAAAUGAGUAUGGAAAUGUAAUGGGACCCUAUGGAGAAUCGGGUAAAGCAUACAUUAAGUGGUGUGCAAACAUGGCUCAGUCUCUUGAUGUUGGUGUUCCAUGGAUAAUGUGUCAACAAAAUGAUGCUCCUCAGCCUAUGUUGAAUACAUGUAAUGGAUUUUAUUGCGACAAUUUUGUACCAAACAAUCCCAACACCCCUAAAAUGUGGACUGAAAAUUGGACCGGAUGGUUUAAGCAAUGGGGUGGUAAAAAUCCCCAUAGAACAACCGAAGAUGUUGCAUUUUCUGUUGCAAGAUUCUUCCAAAGAGGAGGAACUUUUAAUAAUUAUUAUAUGUACCAUGGAGGCACCAACUUUGACAGAACCGCAGGUGGUCCAUACAUCACAACUUCAUAUGAUUAUGAUGCUCCCCUUGACGAAUAUGGUAAUUUGAAUCAACCAAAAUACGGACAUUUAAAACAACUUCAUGAUGUUCUUCACUCUAUGGAGAGAACUCUCACAUACGGAAACAUCUCCACCAUUGACUUUGGAAACUCUGCAUCGGCAACAAUUUAUAAAACCGAAGAAGGAUCAAGCUGCUUUUUUGGAAAUGGAAAUGAAAAUUCAGAUGCAAAAAUUAGUUUCCAAGGAGAAUCUUAUGUUGUCCCGGCUUGGUCUGUUACCAUUUUACCGGAUUGCAAAAACGAGGCUUAUAACACCGCAAAGAUUACCACUCAGACUUCAAUGAUGGUUAAGAAACCAAAUGAAGCUGAGGAUACCCCUUCAACUCUGAAAUGGUCAUGGAGACCAGAGAACGUGGACAACUUCAUUUUGAAAGGAAAAGGAGAUUCUACACAGACACAACUAUUUGAUCAGAAAGUAGUAACCAAUGACCAAAGUGAUUAUCUAUGGUACAUGACUACUGUUAAGUUUAAAAAACGAGAUCUAUUUUUGGGUAAAAGCAUGUCUCUUCGCGUCAACAGUACUGCUCAUGCCCUUCACGCUUUUGUCAAUGGAAAACAUAUUGGUAAUCAACACGCUGAGAAUGGAAAAUUUAACUAUGUAUUUGAGAAAGAUGUGAAGUUUAAGUCUGGUCGUAAUGUCAUUGCUCUUCUUAGCAUAACUGUGGGACUUGCCAACUAUGGUGCUUUUUUUGAAAGUAAGCCAGCUGGAAUCACUGGACCCAUUUUUAUUACUGGAAGAAAUGGUGAUGAAACUAUAGUUAAGGACUUGUCUGCUCAUAAAUGGAGCUAUAAAACCGGUUUAAAUGGGUUUGAGAACCAAUUCUUUAGAACGGAAUCAAUGUCUAAAUGGUCAGUUGAAAGUGUACCGUUUAACCGAAGCAUGACUUGGUAUAAGGCUACAUUCAAGGCUCCCUUGGGAAAUGAUCCUGUUGUUGUCGAUCUUAUGGGACUUGGAAAAGGUACAGCUUGGGUUAAUGGAAACAACAUUGGACGUUAUUGGCCGGCAUUCAUUUCAAGCGAAAAUGGUUGUGAUGCAAAAUGUAAUUAUAGAGGAGCUUAUCAUGCUGAAAAAUGUCUAACCAAUUGUGGAGAACCCACACAAAGAUGGUACCAUGUUCCUCGUUCUUUCUUAAAUGGAGAAGGAGAUAACACACUAGUUUUGUUUGAGGAGAUGGGAGGAAAUCCAUCGCUUGUCAGUUUCCAAACUACUAGAGUGGGAAGUGUAUGUGCUAACGUCUAUGAGAAUAAAAUUAUUGAGCUUUCAUGCGAUAGAAAACCCAUUUCUGCCAUCAAAUUUGCAUCAUUUGGUAACCCAUAUGGCAAUUGUGGAUCUUUUGAAAAAGGAACUUGUGAAUCAAGUAACAACACAGUUGAUAUUCUCACACAAGAAUGUGUUGGAAAAGAGAAGUGUUCCAUUGAUGUCUCUACGAAAAAGUUUGGAGCACCAGAUUGCAGUGGUGCUGCUAGAAAGCUCGCUGUCGAAGUUAUCUGCUAAAUGUUUUUCUAAAUUUAUGGUGUUUUCUUUAUCAUAUUUUCAAAUUAUGCUAUAUUGUUUUACAAAGAUUUAAGUCUUUUUAAUCUUUAUUUGUGGUUGUUUUAUUCAAUAAAAGAACACAUUCUUAUAUGCAUUUUACAUAGUCAUCUUCUUUUCCCAAAACAAUCAAGUUCAUUUCUUCUCCAAUAUCCUCACUCUUUCUGAAAAAUUGAAAAAUUGUUAAUAUUUAUUGUUUUCUAUUUAAUAUAUAACACUGGUUAAAUUGCACUAUCUUAAUUGGUAAAUAACUAAUUUUAGUUUUUUAAGAUACACGAGUUCAAGUUUUAUUGUGACUUUUUUUUAUUAAAUAAAAUCUUGAGCUUACAACUAAUCACAUAAAAUGAUAGAGAAAAGAAAUAUCAAAUUUGAAAGCAUAACAGAGUAAUUUAAAGAAAUAAUAUAUAAAUACAUGAAGAAUAAAGACUAUAUAUCUUAAAUAGUAUAUUACAUUUUUAUAAUUUUUCACUCUGCGUAAGAUGUGAAACUUAUAUUAGUAGUCUAACUAAUCUAAUUAAUUAUAUAAACCAAAUAAGCUACAUUGGAAAUAGGCAACUUUAACAUAUUUUAAAUAUAUAUAAAUCUUUUAUUUAUGUAUCAAAAUCUUAUAUCAACUUCUGAACUUCUGUAUGUCUUUAUUCUGAAUAAUCAUAGUACACAAUUUAUUGUAUUUUUUAUUUCGUGUUAUUAAUUUCAACAUUUUUAGUAUACAC
This is a messenger RNA of Brassica napus (rape), 6895 nucleotides long. RefSeq names its product beta-galactosidase 15-like. Gene Ontology annotation, cellular component: vacuole; cell wall. The record is from RefSeq and is a predicted model, not a curated record. NCBI's taxonomy places the organism in Eukaryota, Viridiplantae, Streptophyta, Magnoliopsida, Brassicales, Brassicaceae. Gene Ontology annotation, molecular function: carbohydrate binding; beta-galactosidase activity. The transcript is spliced from 15 exons. Gene Ontology annotation, biological process: carbohydrate metabolic process. The coding region runs from base 3687 to 6146 and encodes 819 amino acids.